GGGGAUGGGACAAUGCGGUGUUGGUGUCUGCAGUAUUCCGACUCCUCAACACCGGUGGCUGCAAGCUGCGAUUUUGGCGGUCCUCUCAUUUCCUAUCUUUAUCUCCGCCCGCGGCUGCGCUGGCCAGCUAGCUUUUGAUUUUGGAUCUGGUCAUUGAUCAAUAAAGCAACCUAAGGAAAUAUAGGACACGAUUACCUCACUGCCAGCUCUGGCCCUGGGCUUAUAUAGUCUCUGCGCCAGUGGGCUGCAGAAACUUAGUCCUAGCACCUUCAGUCCCUGGGGGUCUGAAGCUCGCUGCGCGUUCUCAUCCCUGGGAGCGUGACCCCAGCACCCGACGCAGAGAUGCCAGCCCACAUACUGCAGGAGAUGUCUGGCUCCUACUCAGCCACCACCACUAUCACAGCGCCCCCCUCUGGGGGACAGCAGAAUGAAGGAGAGAAAUUUGAAAAGAAUCCUCACCACUGGGGAGCAGAUGUUCGCCCCGAAAUAAAAGAUGACUUAUAUGACCCCAGCUACCAGGAUGAGGAGGGGCCCCCGCCCAAGCUGGAGUACGUCUGGAGGAACAUCAUCCUCAUGGCUCUGCUGCACUUGGGGGCCCUGUAUGGGAUCACACUGGUUCCCUCCUGCAAGGUCUACACCUGCCUCUUCGCAUAUUUGUACUAUGUCAUCAGUGCCUUGGGCAUCACAGCCGGGGCUCAUCGCCUGUGGAGCCACCGAACUUACAAGGCUCGGCUGCCCCUGCGGCUCUUCCUCAUCAUUGCCAACACCAUGGCUUUCCAGAAUGAUGUGUAUGAAUGGGCCCGAGAUCACCGCGCCCACCACAAGUUCUCAGAAACACACGCUGACCCUCACAAUUCUCGACGUGGCUUUUUCUUCUCUCACGUGGGCUGGCUGCUCGUGCGCAAACACCCGGCUGUCAAAGAGAAGGGUGGAAAACUGGACAUGUCUGACCUCAAAGCUGAGAAGCUGGUCAUGUUCCAGAGGAGAUACUACAAGCCUGGCCUCCUGCUGAUGUGCUUCAUCCUGCCCACGCUGGUGCCCUGGUAUUGCUGGGGUGAAACUUUCGUGAACAGCUUAUGCGUCAGCACCUUCUUGCGAUACGCUGUGGUGCUCAAUGCCACCUGGCUGGUGAACAGUGCCGCCCACCUCUAUGGAUAUCGGCCCUACGACAAGAACAUUAGCUCUCGGGAGAAUAUCCUGGUUUCAAUGGGAGCUGUGGGCGAGGGCUUCCAUAACUACCACCACGCCUUCCCCUACGACUACUCUGCCAGUGAGUACCGCUGGCACAUCAACUUCACCACGUUCUUCAUCGACUGCAUGGCUGCCCUGGGCCUGGCUUAUGACCGGAAGAGAGUGUCCAGGGCCGCUGUCUUGGCCAGGAUCAAAAGAACUGGAGAUGGGAGCUGCAAGAGUGGCUGAGUUUGGGGUCUUCCAGUUUCUGUUCCAAAAGCCAGCUUGGCAGAGGCUUAAUGUUCUGUUAAUUAACUACUGAGUAUUGCUACCCAGAUGCUAAAAUGAUGACGUUAACCCAUUCUGGUACAGUAUUGUAAAAUGGACAAGUAUCGGAAAUCAACAGCUCUUCCCUUCCGA
This is a messenger RNA of Onychomys torridus (southern grasshopper mouse), 1590 nucleotides long. Its product is annotated as stearoyl-CoA desaturase 2. NCBI's taxonomy places the organism in Eukaryota, Metazoa, Chordata, Mammalia, Rodentia, Cricetidae. Gene Ontology annotation, biological process: unsaturated fatty acid biosynthetic process; response to fatty acid. The transcript is spliced from 6 exons. Gene Ontology annotation, molecular function: iron ion binding; stearoyl-CoA 9-desaturase activity; palmitoyl-CoA 9-desaturase activity. Bases 343 to 1419 code for a protein of 358 amino acids. The record is from RefSeq and is a predicted model, not a curated record. Gene Ontology annotation, cellular component: endoplasmic reticulum membrane.